GCAGAUGUCCAGGUACACUUCUCAGACCUCUGUGUCUGUUGUCACCUCCUGGGAAGAAAAAAAAGGCAGUGUGAUCCAGUCAGCAAUGAUGCUGGCUUGAGGCCCUGUGGAUGGUGAGAAAGCAGCCUAGGCAGUGUGGAUGGCUUGGCAGUUGAGUGUUCUGGAGCUGGAGGACCAGCUUCAGUGUCCCAUCUGCCUGGAGGUCUUCAAGGAGCCCCUGAUACUGCAGUGUGGCCACUCCUACUGCAAAGACUGCCUAGUCUCCCUGUCCUGCCACCAGGACACCAAGGUACGGUGCCCCGUGUGCCGGCAGGCGGUGGAUGGCAGCAGCUCCCCCCCAAAUGUCUCCCUGGCACGGGUGAUCGAAGCUCUGCGGCUUCCUGGGGACCCGGAGCCCAAGGUCUGUGUGCACCACCGCAACCCGCUCAGCCUCUUCUGUGAGAAGGACCAGGAGCUCAUCUGUGGCCUCUGCGGCCUGCUUGGCUCCCACCAGCACCACCAGGUCACACCGCUCUCCACCGUGUACAGCCGCAUGAAGGAGGAGCUUGCAGCCCUCAUCUCUGACCUCAAGCAGGAGCAGAAGAAGGUGGAUGAGCAUAUCGCCAAACUGGUGAACAACAGGACUCGGAUUGUUAACGAGUCUGAUGUCUUCAGCUGGGUGAUCCGCCGUGAGUUCCAGGAGUUGCACCACCUGGUGGAUGAGGAGAAGGCUCGCUGCCUGGAAGGGAUAGAAGGACACACCCGUGGACUGGUUGCCUCCCUGGACAUGCAGCUGGAGCAGGCCCAGGGCACUCAGGAGCGGCUGGCACAGGCUGAGUGUGUGCUAGAACAGUUCAGCAAUGAGAGUCACCACGAGUUCAUCCAGAAGUUCUACUCCAUAACCUCCAGAGCAGAGCUCCAGCAGGCCCGGCCCUUGGAAGGUGCGUUCAGUCCCAUCUCCUUUAAGCCAGGCCUCCACCAGGCUGACAUCAAGCUGACCGUGUGGAAGAGGCUCUUCCAGAAAGUUUUGCCAGCCCCAGAGUCUCUCAAGCUGGACCCUGCCACUGCCCACCCCCUCCUGGAGCUCUCCAAGGGUGACACCGUGGUACAGUGUGGGCUUCUGGCCCAGCGACGUGCCAGCCAGUCCAAGUGCUUUGACUACAGCACUUGUGUCCUGGCCAGCAAGGGCUUCUCCUGUGGCCGCCACUAUUGGGAGGUGGUGGUGGGCAGCAAGAGUGACUGGCGCCUGGGGGUCAUCAAAGGCACGGCCAGCCGCAAGGGCAAGCUGAACAAGUCCCCGGAGCAUGGUGUGUGGCUGAUCGGCCUGAAGGAGGGCAAGGUGUACGAGGCCUUUGGCUGCCCACGGGUGCCCUUGCCAGUGACAGGCCACCCCCAGCGCAUUGGGGUCUACUUGCACUAUGAGCAGGGAGAACUUACCUUCUUCGAUGCUGACCAUCCUGAUAACCUGCGGCCACUCUACACAUUCCAGGCUGACUUCCAGGGCAAGCUCUACCCCAUCCUGGAUGUGUGCUGGCAUGAAAAGGGCAGCAAUUCCCUGCCCAUGGUGUUACCCCUACCUGGCAGGCCUGAUGCCCUUGGUCCCCUGCAGCCCACCAAGCUGUAGGGCUGCCAUAGUCCUGUCUGCUCACGGGCCCAUCCCAGAGGGGUACUGAGGACCCGAGGGAUUCCCCUGGGUCCCAAGGUGAUGUCUUCACCGUUUGGAAAGGUAUUCAGGCCUGUGUGUUUUAGAACAUAAAAUGGGGGAGAGAAGGACGAUAAACCCUUUCCACUCAGUUAACUUCCACCUGAGUGAAUGGGGCCAGGCCUUGGCAUCCACAGGACACACUAAGCUCCCCCAGUCCCUCCAAAUGUGUUCUUUGUGCUGACUCUUCCAACUGAGAAUGAAACAUCCCCUAUACACCUUUUCCUUAUCAUCGUUGACUUUCAACAGCUAUUAAGGACAAUCAAUGAGAUUAUUUUUCUCUUUAAAUGAUCUGCAAAUAUUAGUUGUAUUUGUGUGUGUUUUUUUAUUUCUUCCUCAGGAAGAAACAUUUAAUAGGGACCUAAUGAACAGAAGCUAUGUCUUGGAAGGUGGUGAGGUGAGAAGGGGGAUGCCCACCAUUAUCCCCAGACCCAAGGCUUAUGUACCACAGGAUUGAAGCGGGGAGGACAAGUGAAAUGCACCCCUCAGGGAGAGGCUAGACAGGACGUGGAUCUGCCUGAGCCCAGGUCUGACGGUAACAGAUAAAGAAGAAAACUUAGAGGCAUUCCUGAGCAGGGGUUAAUGUUAACAUGGUGGGUCAGCAUCCAAGGUAGGGUUACUUUAGCAUCCAUUCUCUACUCUGCAAUUCAGCUUUUAACAAUCUCACACCCCCUCUUCCUCUGGAGUGGUCCCUGAGACUUUGGGGGUGGGUGCUCCAUAGAGUAUAACUUUAGCAGCAGAAGACAGAUGGGGCUCAAGUGGGAAUUCAAGUGAGGGGUGUUUGCAGGUUUUGAAUCAUCUCUAGUCUUUAGAAUACCAUGAUUUGGUCUUCUAAUUUCCCUAAGCAGUGAGUAGCUCAGAAGGAAAAAUUUUUCCUGACUCUUCAGAGUAGCAGCCUUCCACACAGAAUGUUGUCUGUUCACCUUGGAACUGCCACCCACAGACCAAGCAGCUCUUCACAGUUCCAGAGUCAACUGAAUAGAAGCUUUGUCUCAGGCAAUGGCGAGAUGAGAUGGUGGGUCCCCUUAUGUGUGAAUCUUUAAAAGCAGCUCUAGCCAGGCAGGUGGCUUAUGCCUGUAAUCCCAGCACUUUUGAGGACCCUGAAAACACAAUGGCAUUCUCCUGCACUCAUUUGAUAAAUCCUCCCUUUUGUUUGGGCACCUGGGCAGGGACCAACAGCAGUCCUUGGCUUUCACACAUCCCUGAAUCUCCUCCUGCCUUUUUGAGUCUCCUUCAAGAAUUCAUCCUCUCAUCUUGGCCACUCAAAAGUAUGAAGGCCUCAUGGUCUCUUCCUGUUGUCUACACAUCCAAACGAUGGCUUCAGCUGUCACUUCUACUGGGAUGACUCAGCAGUUUACUCUCAGUAGACCUGUCCCUGUAGAUCCACUAUAGCCUCCAGCUACGUGGCAGCUCUGUUUGAAUGUCAAAGACACAGCAUGAUCUUCCCCAAAUUUAAUAUGUGGCUGAGGUUUCC
Molecule: messenger RNA, 3155 nt
Organism: Nycticebus coucang (slow loris)
Lineage: Eukaryota; Metazoa; Chordata; Mammalia; Primates; Lorisidae
Gene: TRIM50
Product: tripartite motif containing 50
Exons: 7
Coding region: 140-1603 (487 amino acids)
Molecular function (GO): zinc ion binding; protein binding
Source: RefSeq, a predicted model, not a curated record